AUGAAGGCUGUUCCCUACGCAUGGGCGGCGAGGCCCUCUGUAGCAGCAGCAGCAGCAGCAGCAGAAGCAGCAGCAGCAGCAGCAGCAGCAGAAGCAGCAGCAGAGUCAGCAGACGAAGAGGCCUUCGUAUGGGAUAAAGAGGAAGCAAAUGAGCUGCUGCAGCUGCUGCAGCGGCGUGAUGCUGCGCCUUACCUCAGGGCGCAGCAGCAGCGACAACAGCAGCUGCUGCAGCAGCAGCUGCUGCAGCAGCAGCAGCACCAGACUGAUGGCUUGCCGCUGCAGCAGAGUAUGAGAUCCCCCCAGCAUCAACAGCAGCAAAGCUUCGCUGCAGCAACAACUCCUACUGCCUUUGAAAGCAGCAGGGGGCCUCAUAAUGCGAGUGCUGAAGCAACAGCAGCAGCAGCAACAGCAGCAGCAGCACCGAGCCCUUCAGCAGCAGCAGCAGCAACAACAGCAGCAGGAGACAGUCUCUUCUGGUAUGUCCCAUCAGAGGGCUGCUACACAACAAAGCCAGUAUACAUUCCUCUGCUGCAGCUGCUGCGAGAGCAGCAGCAGCAGCGACGGGCAGCAGCAGCAGAGCAGCAGAAGCGGCAGCAGCAGCAGCAGCACCAACAGCAAUUGCUGCUGCUGCAGCAGCGCAUGCAGACGGGAGCACCUCAGGGUUUGCUGCUAGAAGCAGAAGCAUAUGUUGCUGCUGCGCUGCUGCGGCGGCGGUUGCAGCUGACAGCAGCAAAUAAGAAGCUGGAUGGUCGCCAGCAGAGCCUUCUUUGA
Messenger RNA from Eimeria acervulina, 771 nucleotides. RefSeq lists its product as hypothetical. The record is from RefSeq and is a predicted model, not a curated record. The transcript has 2 exons. NCBI's taxonomy places the organism in Eukaryota, Apicomplexa, Conoidasida, Eucoccidiorida, Eimeriidae. Bases 1 to 771 code for a protein of 256 amino acids.